GUUAUGCAAUACAAAAUACAAAUGACAUGAAUGAGGUUAUAGUUUUUAUAUCAACAAUAAAUGUGCAAUGUAUUAAUAUACUAAAAAAAUGAUAACAGCUGAUUCCGUACAAUUGUGGAAUGCUUUGAAAGGUAUAAUUUGUGUAUAUAAACCUGCAGAAGUAUCGGUACGAAAUUUAAGAAAGAAACUUAUACACAAAUUGUGUACAGAUCUAAGUGAAUUAGACGAGAAACUUAGAACGCCAUUAAUUAAUCAACAAAUAACCUCUAAUGUGCCGCUAAUUUCUGAAACUACGAAUCCAACAACAAACGAAACUAGCAUCACACGUAGUUUAAUAGAGAAUGAAGUUGAAGUUGAAGAAAAUCCGACAGUAGAUUUAAGUUACCAUCCCUUAGUAGUUGGACCGAGAUAUUUACACGAAGAUUUAUCCGUAAGUUGGUCAAAUUAUUUAGGAUGGAAUACAAGUGGUGUUCUUAUUUUUGGACUAAGAGCAGGUACUCAGUUUGCGAAAUAUAUUAGAGAAAAUAGAUCUACUAGAGCUUAUAGGAUCAGUGGAACUCUCGGAAAAGCCACAGAUAAUGGUUUCAAAUCAGGAAAAGUUGUGGAAAGAUCGACAUGGAAAUUUAUUAAAGAAUUUCAUAUACAAAAAUUUCUCUCCACUAUGCAAGCUUCUCAUCAACAAAAGAUAUUUGAGAUGUACGGCUUGGAUAUGCAAUCUCAAUUAGCUUAUGAAUUAGCUGUAAAAGGACCCAUCCGACCAGCAAAUUCCAAAAUACCCAUUAUUUAUGGAAUAAAGUGUAUAGAUUUCCAAGCCCCUAAUUUCACUCUCGAAAUUCAGUGUGUAAAUGAAGACGAACAAUUUUUAAUUAAUUUGAUUCACGAAAUAGGAUUGAAAUUGCAUUCUACAGCUCACACAACCGGAAUUAAGUGUAUUAGGCAUAGUUGUUUCAAGUUAGAACACACUUUGUUACCUAAACAUUGGACCCUCGAACAUAUUGUCAAUAAUAUGGAUAUGUGUAAUGAAAUGUUGAGAAAAAAUGAACAAAUACUUAAACAAACUAAUGUAGCAUUGAAUUAAAUAUAUAAUUUUAAUAAUUA
Diorhabda sublineata is the source of this 1098-nucleotide messenger RNA. Its product is annotated as pseudouridylate synthase TRUB2, mitochondrial. The coding region runs from base 89 to 1078 and encodes 329 amino acids. Gene Ontology annotation, molecular function: pseudouridine synthase activity; RNA binding. Gene Ontology annotation, biological process: pseudouridine synthesis; RNA processing. The transcript has a single exon. The record is from RefSeq and is a predicted model, not a curated record. Lineage: Eukaryota; Metazoa; Arthropoda; Insecta; Coleoptera; Chrysomelidae.